ACCGGAAGUACUAUUUUCGUUUUCCAAGCGUCUGUCCGCCAUUUGUUCCUAUUUGUUUACGUUUUCAACGUCUUCAAGGGUCCCGAUUCAAUCCAUGAAAUCGACUGUGCUUUGAAAGUUUUUUGCUUGUGAUUGAGAUCCUGUGUCAACGUUGAUUUUUCAAGAUGUCGAUUGGAGUGCCGAUUAAGGUGCUUCAUGAAGCUGAGGGUCACAUAGUUACAUGUGAAACGUCGACCGGCGAAGUGUACAGGGGCAAACUGAUUGAAGCAGAAGACAACAUGAACUGUCAAAUGGCCAAUAUUACCGUAACGUAUAGGGAUGGCCGAGUUGCGCAACUGGAAAAUGUAUAUAUUAGAGGCAGCAAGAUCAGAUUCUUUGUUUUACCUGACAUGCUGAAGAAUGCUCCUAUGUUCAAGAAAGUACAAGGAAAAGGUGGUGGCGCUGGGAGAGGAAAAUCUGCGAUUCUUAGGGCGCAAGCUGCGAGAGGCAGAGGUCAGCGUGGUAGAGGAGGAGGCAACAUUUUCCAAAAACGCCGCUGAGAACACCCAAGUUUUCAUCCAUUCAUCUUUACAUAUACGCUGGACCAUUGAUGCUGUUGUUUAGUGUUUUUUUUAAUGAACAGUUGUGUUCACUGACUGGGAAGGGAAACUGCAGUCGUUUUUGCCGUUUCAAGUGCUGUAGAAAGGGAAGUAUGCGUGCAAGUGAAAGUAUUGCUUGGGUGUUUAAAUGAAAGAAGAGUGUGAGAUGUUAGUGGAGUGAUUGGCAGAAUUUGAUGUUACUAUUUUUAUCUUGUAGAAUUGUAUUCCAUUGUUUUUGCAUCAGUGACAUUGCCAUAGUUUUGCAUCAUUUUGAAAAGCUCUGUUUCAUAUGAGGAGACGAAUAUUUUCUGUUGAGAAGAGCAUUUAGACACAUUUGUCUGAAAAAAAUAUUUUCAUUUUUCUGAAAUUGUCCUCAUUGCUCAUUUAUUUUCCUGUCGAAUAAAUGGUUUGUCACUGUUGAACAUGUAAA
Molecule: messenger RNA, 1008 nt
Organism: Aplysia californica (California sea hare)
Lineage: Eukaryota; Metazoa; Mollusca; Gastropoda; Aplysiida; Aplysiidae
Product: small nuclear ribonucleoprotein Sm D3
Exons: 2
Coding region: 165-539 (124 amino acids)
Biological process (GO): RNA processing; spliceosomal snRNP assembly
Cellular component (GO): U1 snRNP; commitment complex; U12-type spliceosomal complex
Molecular function (GO): RNA binding
Source: RefSeq, a predicted model, not a curated record